Molecule: messenger RNA, 1552 nt
Organism: Paramecium octaurelia
Lineage: Eukaryota; Ciliophora; Oligohymenophorea; Peniculida; Parameciidae
Source: the annotation of a GenBank genome assembly
UGUUAUGUUGUUGAUAACAGCUUUAUUCCUUUUAGGAACAGCUAAGCAUUUUACAGUAGAGUUAAAAAGUCGUCAUACUUAAGAACAUUUAAUUGAAAUCGUAAAUUUGUUGUAACAUUCACAUGCUGAAUUGUUGGAGGAAAACAAUUAUUAGAAGAUUGGAAAGGGAGUUGAAGGGGCACUCCAAUUUGAGACAGUGAUGCUUGAGAAGAAUAUUUAGAAAAAGAAUUUAAAGCAUUAGAAUCAUCAUAAUAAAAAAUAGGAACAUCAUCAUAAGAAAAGAAAAAAUACAAACAUGGUUGUAAAUGAGUCAUUGAUGGAUGUGAUACCUUUAACAGCCGAAGAAAAAGGUUUGUUUGAGGAAUCUGGUGCAUUAGCUCCAGUUGACAUCCAUAUAGAAGAAUAAAUGGAACAUUAAAGUCAAAAGUUAUUGACUACAAACAGGAAUCAGGAUGGAUUAUAUAUAGCCGAUGUGCCAUUGACAAAUAUAGCUAAUACUAUGUUCAUUGGUGAAUUAUAGGUAGGAAGUGCAUAGGGAAAAAAUUCUUUUGAUGUUAUUUUUGAUACAGGUUCUGCAUUGACAUGUGUAGCUUCAGAGUAAUGUAAAGAUAUCGGAUGUUAAAAGAGUAAGAGAUAUAAUAGAGCUGAAAGUCAAUCAUUCAAUGAGAUUGGCAAAUCAGUGGAGAUUGUAUUUGGUAGUGGAACUUUGAAGGGACUGAUAAACAGAGAGAGAAUAAGAGUAGAUGGUCUAGAUUUGAAGGAUGCAUUGUUUAUUGAAGUGACUUAAUAAAUUGGAGAUGCAUUUCAUGAGGGUGAAUUCGAUGGUAUUGUGGGAUUAGGCUAUCCUCAUAUGACAGGAGUACCCACCUUGUUUGAUUACAUGAUCUAAUAGCAUAAACUACACUCAAAUGUGUUUACAUUCCAUUUGAAUAGAGCAACUGGAAAUUCAGGAUCAUAAUUAAUCUUUGGUGGAAGUGACGAUUCUCAAAUCAAAGGAGAAUGGGUGUACCAUCAUGUUCAUGAAUAAUUCUAUUGGUCAAUAAUGGCAGAAUAGAUUAAAGUUGGUGAUAAGGAUACUGGGAUUUGUACACAUUAGCAUAAGUGUAAGAUGGUUGUUGACACUGGAACCACUUUGUUGACAGGACCAACAAAGGAUGUGAGAGCCUUGUUGUCGAUGAUCAGAGUUGAACCGAAAUGUCAAAAUUAUCCAACAAUGCCAGAUAUCACAUUUGUUAUUGAUGGACAUGAUUACAUCUUAUCACCUAAGGAUUACAUUCUAACUAUCACAUGUAUUUAUAAUAACUAUAUCCAAUAGAAUCAGGAGUUGAAGCACCUUAUCAUCAUUCAGCUAUGGAUUAGAUUGUUGGUUGUGCUGGAACUAUCUUUCCUUUAGAUUUACCACCCAAACAGUAUGAUUUUAUAUUAAUUGUAGAGGUCCCUUAUGGAUCUUAGGUGAUGUAUUUAUUACAAAGUACUCUGCUAAGUUCGAUAGAGAUAAAAACAGAGUUGGUUUGGCCUUAAAUAAGAAUCUUGAAUGAAAUCAUAAAAAAAC